GACUAAGAUUGUGUCUGAGAUAAUUGAGGCCAGGACUAAGAUUGUGUCUGAGAUAACUGAGGCUAAGACUAAGCUUGUUGCUGAGAUAAUUGAGGCCAGAACUAAGCUUGUUGCUGAGAUAACUGAGGCCAGAACUAAGCUUGUUGCUGAGAUAAUUGAGGCCAGGACUAAGCUUGUUGCUGAGAUAACUGAGGCCAGGACUAAGAUUGUGUCUGAGAUAAUUGAGGCCAGGACUAAGGUUGUUUCUGAGAUAAUUGAGGCCAGGACUAAGGUCUUUGCUGAGAUAAUUGAGGCCAGGACUAAGCUUGUUUCUGAGAUCAUUGAGGCCAGAAUUAAGCUUGUUUCUGAGAUCAUUGAGGCCAGGACUAAGCUUGUUUCUGAGAUAAUUGAGGCCAGGACUAAGAUUGUUUCUGAGAUAAUUGAGGCCAGGACUAAGAUUGUUUCUGAGAUAAUUGAGGCCAGGACUAAGAUUGUUUCUGAGAUAAUUGAGGCCAGGACUAAGCUUGUUGCUGAGAUAAUUGAGGCCAGGACUAAGAUU
This is a messenger RNA of Candidula unifasciata, 538 nucleotides long. The record is from the annotation of a GenBank genome assembly. NCBI's taxonomy places the organism in Eukaryota, Metazoa, Mollusca, Gastropoda, Stylommatophora, Geomitridae.